GGAGGGUCAGGGCAGCAGCCGGCAGUCCUGCGCUCACUCGCUACUUAGAGAUGCUGCGGAACGGGUCUGCCGGGGCCGCCUCCGCCCCCAACGGCGCUUCCGCCCGACCCGUGCGCGUCUGGUGCGACGGAUGUUAUGAUAUGGUGCAUUAUGGACAUUCCAACCAGCUGCGCCAGGCUCGUGCGAUGGGGGAUUAUCUUAUUGUGGGAGUCCACACAGACGAGGAGAUCUCCAAGCAUAAAGGUCCUCCCGUCUUCACACAAGAGGAGAGAUACAAAAUGGUGAAGGCCAUCAAGUGGGUGGAUGAGAUCGUGCCAGGAGCUCCCUAUGUUACAACACUCGAAACUCUGGAUAAAUACAAUUGUGACUUCUGUGUACACGGGAAUGACAUCACACUUACUGUGGAUGGCAAGGACACUUACGAAGAAGUGAAGAAUGCUGGGAGAUACCGGGAAUGUAAACGCACUCAGGGAGUGUCCACCACAGAUCUGGUUGGCCGUAUGCUGCUCAUGACCAAGGCUCACCACAGUAACAUUGAUGAAGAUAUGGAUUAUCGGAAGCACACAGAUAACUUUGGGAAGGUGCCUGCUUGGGCAAACCAUGAUAGUCCGACAGUACUUUCUGGUCCUAAAGGUCACAGCCCCUGGACUGGAGUCUCUCAGUUUCUACAGACAUCCCAGAAGAUCAUCCAGUUUGCCUCCGGCAAAGAGCCACAACCAGGAGACACCAUCAUCUACGUGGCUGGUGCCUUUGACCUCUUCCACAUUGGUCACGUGGAUUUUCUGGAGAAAGUGCACAAGUUGGCAGAGCAACCCUAUGUCAUUGUGGGGCUGCAUUUUGACCAGGAGGUGAAUCUGUACAAAGGCAAGAAUUAUCCCAUCAUGAAUGUGCAUGAACGAACUCUCAGUGUUCUGGCUUGCAGGUAUGUUUCUGAGGUGGUGAUUGGAGCACCUUAUGCAGUCUCUGCUGAUCUGCUGGAUCAUUUUAAGGUAGAUAUUGUAUGCCAUGGGAUGACUGAGUUGGUACCAGACAGGGACGGUUCAGACCCAUACGAGGAGCCCAAGAGACGUGGUAUCUUCCAGCAGGUGGACAGUGGCAACAAUCUCACCACGGAUCUGAUAGUGCAAAGAAUAAUUAAGAACAGGUUGGAGUUUGAAGCCCGAAACCAGAAGAAAGAAGCAAAGGAACUGGCUGUGCUGGAAGCCAUGAAAAGAAGAGAGGAGGGCAAGCAGACGGCAGCUGUAUCGUGCCAGGAGGACCAUGAGAGCUAGCAUGGGGAGGAGUGCAGCAGAAUCCUCCCCUCCUGAAGCUGCAAAAUUUUCCUGGAGGACAGGAUACUGUUGGCAGCCGCAGCAAGGACUGUGGUCACAAUCCUCCUGGCUUCCAGUGCACGAGCUGCAUUUGGGCAUUCAGGGUGCUGCUGCUACUUAGCCCAGGCCCACUUCCCACAGGAAGAUUUUUAACACUGCCCUCCCAAUAACAGGUUUUAAAUCCUAUUAACAUAACACUAUGUGGUUUUACCUUCUGACAGUUUCUGACGUAUUAGAGCUGGGGAGUGAGGAUCGUCUCUGCUCCCCUUCUUUUUGAUGCUUCACCUUUUACAGCAUCCCUCUAAUUUCUGUCUGCCAGACACAGUUUUGGUAACCUUUAAAGUUCUCCUUCCUGGCCUGGCUCAUUGCCUAAAGUACAGAUGAGGGCCUAGAGUGCUCCUUGGGGUCGGGCCAGAUGCCCUUCGCAUUUGCCUGGAGACUGGCCACUGCAUUUCCCUACUGGGCACAAAGAGAAAAAAGCGGUAUAGAGCCAGCCUGCUGCUGAUUCCACUGCCUUUUUUUGAAUCUUUUCAGUCUGUUAUUGUGGAUGGAGUUUAGACAGCCUCAGGCUUCCCCACUGACAGACUGCGUCCUGCCUCUUCUGUGCUCAGGCCAUGUUUGUUGAUAGGUUCGUCAACUUAGCAGCAGCAUGACGAGGCUAAAAAACUAUAUAUUACCACAGCAUAAAAAGAAUGGUGUAAGUGUUCUAAAGAUCUCAUUGGGGCUAGAGCUGCUUCCUCUAUAGACCUGGCCCACUUGAGGCUUCACAGUCUUCCACACUGGCCUUGUGGUUCUUUCAGAGUGGGACCGAGCCCAGCGCACUUUCCAUAAUAUUUACUGCUUUGUACAACCAAGCCAGGUGUCGCUUGACUGAGGCCCCUUUCCUCACACGUUGCAGGGAACACAUUGGGGUUAUGUAUAAAGAUCGUGUCAUUUUCUUCACCGGCAGGCUUUUUUCUAUCAAUCGUAUAUUUUCAGCAGUGGAAAUUAAUAAAAUGUUGAUAACUUGUG
Eublepharis macularius is the source of this 2321-nucleotide messenger RNA. RefSeq names its product phosphate cytidylyltransferase 2, ethanolamine (gene PCYT2). Gene Ontology annotation, cellular component: cytoplasm. Lineage: Eukaryota; Metazoa; Chordata; Lepidosauria; Squamata; Eublepharidae. Bases 51 to 1271 code for a protein of 406 amino acids. Gene Ontology annotation, molecular function: ethanolamine-phosphate cytidylyltransferase activity. The transcript has 14 exons. Gene Ontology annotation, biological process: phosphatidylethanolamine biosynthetic process. The record is from RefSeq and is a predicted model, not a curated record.